Postia placenta MAD-698-R-SB12 is the source of this 1014-nucleotide messenger RNA. RefSeq lists its product as hypothetical. NCBI's taxonomy places the organism in Eukaryota, Fungi, Basidiomycota, Agaricomycetes, Polyporales, Adustoporiaceae. Bases 1 to 1014 code for a protein of 337 amino acids. The record is from RefSeq and is a predicted model, not a curated record. The transcript is spliced from 5 exons.
AUGGACGACCUCAAGCAUCGAGUGGAGCAAGUAGAACGGGAGGCGACACGGAUUUCUCAAGUCAUCCCGCCCCUCGUUUCUAAUGCUCAAUCCUUAAAGGAGAGGGUGGAUGAGUAUCUACGAUUUGACACGCACUUCCUCAGUGCCUGGAGGAACUUGCAGACGAUGAUGACAUCGGUCGAGGAGCUCUAUUUAGCAGAGCAGGCAUCAUCCGACACGUCGUCGUUGGUCGCUAAGUGCAAGCAACAAAGCUUGACUACUGCGCGAGGGUUCAGAAUGGUGCAUGAGACCAUGAAAAACCUUCUGCAUGAUACAAAUACCGUGUCUGUGGAAGCUGUGAAAAUAUCCGCCGAUGGUGAACGCGCCCUGAAGUCCAUCGACAGUGCUAUGAGUAUCGCACAUGUUAUACGCCGUAAUGUAACCGACCUUAAACAAAUUCAGGAGCAGAAACUCUCCGUCGCGCACAAAGCUGUGGAGGACGCGAACGAUGCCGUUGCCAAACUGAAGGAGGUACAAAGCGAUGCAGAGUUGAGGAAGGACGUUCGUGGUGCCAUACGCUGGACUCCCUUCUUCUUAGGUCCUGGUCCUCUAAUCGUCAGCGAGAUCGUUUUUGCCAACGCAAAAAGAGAUCUCGCCAAGGCCAAUGACCAGCUUCGAUCAGCUCAAAGCGAUCGGGAUGAAAACUGUGACAUGUUAGGCGCAGCCCAGUAUCAGCUUGAUCUUAUUCAUGAGCAGCUCUCCAACAUCGACGGCUUGCGAGGACGGGUACAAAAACAAAUAUCCCAUCUUAGCAACUCGAGAAAGCUCAGCAUUCGCCUAAAGAGCGAGGUCUCUUCGGUUAGAAACGCGGCUCUCGAUCUGUCUUUGAUCUUGUCCACCUUCGCGGCCAAGAGCGAGACAUUGGGAGCUAAGUAUUCCGCUAGAGGGUUUGCGGACAAUAUUCGAAACAUCGCCAAAUUUGUUUCCGGAGGAGACAUGAGCAUCAGAGGCACUCCAGGCGAGCCCCCCUCCUAA